Messenger RNA from Pyrenophora tritici-repentis Pt-1C-BFP, 7052 nucleotides. The record is from RefSeq and is a predicted model, not a curated record. Lineage: Eukaryota; Fungi; Ascomycota; Dothideomycetes; Pleosporales; Pleosporaceae.
UUCUUGUGAGUGUUUGACGUUCGUACGGUGGAUGAUUGAUUCUAACGAGGAUGACAGCACAUCGAUUUACCACAUAGCCACGCAUAUCAGAAUCUACAGCGUUCACAAUGUCUGCCGCGUUCAAUUCACUCGAAAAUGCUAGGACCUUGUUCUUAUGCUUGUUUCUUCUCUUUGGCAUACAAAUCUCGGAGAAAGUCCAAGAAAUCCACGCAUCACCGGUACAUGCACCCAACACACUCGAUCAAACAUCUUCUGAUAACUAUAUACCCCAAUAUGAGUCGUACGGGUACCAGCAACCUAUUUCCGGGCGCGACCUUCCUCCUCAGACGUCAAGCUACGACUUCGAUCCGCCUGUCCUCGAUGAUGGGUGGAAAUGGGGCAACGUAGUUAUCGUCAACAAAUGUAAUGAGACAUUCAUCCUCACAUCCGUUGGUGGAUGGCGUCUCAGUGGCCCCCGUAAUGACUCGACUGGAUAUGGUGCCAAAGAAGAGUUAAUCCAGCACCACAUCGCACCGGGCGAGAAUUACACUGAAGCCUUUCGCAAUACCUAUAUUGCUGCCGAUGAGAAGCCAGGCUACGACCCUGCCACCGAUAAGCUCUUCGGUCAGGGCAUAUCAAUGAAGCUCGGGUGGACAAACGGUCCAUAUGUAGGCAACAUAUCGCAGCUUGAAUACGCCCGGACUAUUGAGGCUGCAGUGGAGCCGGAUAAGGCGCUAACCUGGUGUGAUGUAUCGGAGGUGGACUGCGGGCAACGUUCUGAUUUCAACGGCACAGAUUUGACUGCUACGGAGGAGGACUAUCGUCGCAAGACUGAGUGGUGUCCGGGAUAUCGGAGGGGAAUGGUGCUCGAAUUUGAGCCGAGUGAAGACUUAGUAGUCGAAGCACAGCAGAAGCGCGGAAGCCGCAAGAUCCAACCAGGGGGUACGCUUGCCAGCAUGAUCGCACGAGAAAUAGUUCCAUGGCAGUUGUGGGAUUGGAAUCGGACCGGGACAUGGCAGAACAGGCUAAUGGGCAUGAAGCGGAGCAAGACGGAUUCCGGCGCCAGUAAGCUUCACACGCCAUCCAAAUCACCUGUCGCAGCGGCUACUGUCUUUUGCGUGUGGUGCCGAGAGCCCAACACGAUACUACCUGCGCUUUCUGUAGGAGAACUGGGGAAUGCAAUAAUGACAAAGGCCCCGCUCCCCUCUCCUACUUCCAAGAGAGACGAUAGUGCGCCGCCACCCACGGCGCGCCCGCCACUGCAGAGACUUGCCGCCAGCGAUGCAAAAACAUACCAGUCGCACACCCAGCACCCCGAGCCCCGCGCACCAGACGCCGCCCACACCACCGACGAUGAAGCCACGGAUACCGAAAUGAGCGACCAAGGGAGCCAGCCCGCUGACGGGGACGGGGCUGGCCGACCACGCAGGGAGAGCCGCGACGAUGCGCCACUGGGCAAAGCCUCGCCUGAUGAGAUGGAGGUGGAGCGCCUGCGCGGCCUACAAUUGAAGAUGCUGCAGCAACAGCAGCGCGCGCGCAUGCGAACUUCGUCCAACACGCCCACAGUUGCCGCUCUGGGCUCUCGUCGCAUUUCGCCCAUAAAGGAAGAGCCGCUGCCAGGCAUUUCACCCACGCUUGAGGGUGCCUUUAGCAGUCCCAGCCCCAGUCCACAUCCACUGCCGACCAACUUUACUAAUUCGACUGAGUCGACUGAAUCCGCGAGGACCAUCCGCGGAAGCAUGCCGCCCACACCUGCCGCCCACGCCGUCCGCACGCCUUCCUACCCGUUCCCCACUGUGCCAAACACACCGCGAUGGGCUUCGGCUUUCCACAUGCCCUUCACCAGCCUGUCGCCCACCGUCAUGGGAGGCCAGCCGAGAGAGUACGCAAUGCCGAAAGAGCGCAUCGUCUCCGAGAGCAGCACGCCUGCGGCAUCAAGCACACCCUUUGCCCCCGCAGGCCGCAAUUACCAGAGCCCUGAUGCCGAAGACCCACGAUUCCCCAGUCCCAAUCUCUACGACAUUGUAUUGCAUUUGGGCGCCGAGCCUGGCCUUGCAGCAUGGUGGACGACCGUCACUUCGAUAAUGCGCGAUCACUACGGAGCAGAGCGCGCCACCUUAGCAGUACCAGCGGACGCAUCCGACAUUGAGAAUGUGCCCUGGGGCCAGAAGACCACCUUCACUGCGACGGCGAGUGAUGGCAGUCCACAUGCUGCCACCUACCAGGAAGCAAUGGGCCAAUCGAGGAACCCACAGUCCGAGACGCCAGGUCUGCGGGAAAACAUGUCUUUCGAUACCCCACCAUCGACAGUGAUCCCGGAACGGAGACCGAAGCUGUUCUCGCACCAUUCCUUUGCUGGCCAUGAACGCCAGAAGCCCAUGUCGCCAGACACCCCGACGCCCUCGCAGCCAAUUCGACCAAGAGGCCCAAUGAGGGCUGCAAGCCACGCCCCUCACACCAGCUCAAGGCCAGAACACCCAUUGAGACAAGUCUCACAGGCCUCAUUUGACGGCAGUUCACCCAAUCUUGCAGAGUCGACUCCAACCGGAGGUCCGUCUUUCAGUGACCCAGAAUUUUCCAGUAUUGGUGACCCUUCACCGCCCAGUGCCGUGUACCACAUACUCCGUGCUCUCGACCACGAACCGGACGCGUUGAUAGACAACACUGGAGUUAACCGUGUUCUGGAGAGGGGACGUCUGGUUACGUUGACUAGAGACUACUCGACUUCAAUGGUCACCUCCAAAGAAGACUUAUCCAAGGACAAGUCAGACCAGCCCAAGUCUGCCGGAACCCAGGCACAGGAAGCUCAAAAAGCAACAAAUGCUCGUGGUCGUAAUCUUGGCUUCGGUGACCCUCGACUACCUCAGCACUAUGAAGAGUAUGAACAGUAUCCAAGUUCGCCAUGGGCACAAUCACCUGCCCCUUCGCCAGCUAUCCAAAACGAUGCUGACGCCAACCCCUUCUUUACGACCGGCAGCGUUGACGAAGACACGUUCAAUCCAUCCCGCUCUCCGCAGGAUUACACAAAUUAUGGCAUGGUCGAAGCCAUCGGCAUUGAUAAGGCUAGCACCGUCACACACAUACCGCUGAUACACCCCACCCUGUCGCAGGUAAUGUCGUCGCCAGAUGUAUCCACUCCUUCCCAAACCCCCUCUAUGACCAGGAGACAAUCUGAACAGUCUAUGGGCGCUUCGUCGUCCUACAGAGAGGAUUUUGUGAGAAAAGCGCCCAUUGCAAUUCUUUCCAUCCUGUCGCCCAUUGUGCCAUAUCCACGUAACUUGACCAACUCGCUCAAGCAUCUUGGACCUCAUCUGGCAACGUCCUUUUCCAAUGCCUGGCAUUUCAGCAAUGCACAAGCCCAGGUCGCCUCUAUACGACAGCGACGUAUGACUACCGGCACGACAGGAGGUAUCAAUAUGCCCUCAGAUUCCGAUAGUCUUGACGACUUGCUUCAUCUUGAUCUUGAAGAUAUAACAAACUCUGCAGCGGGGAGCGUCACUAGUCCCUCCGACUACUCUGGCCGUUCCAAGCAUAGCCCGGGCGGUUCUAUUGCAGGGACACCCGGAUGGGACGCUACUUCGCUGGGGUUCUCUAGCAAGCAAUCCGUUAGUAGCACGCCUGGGCAUCUUGCCGGCAGUGAAGCGGUCGAGAGCUACUUUGAUGCCAGAAAACAAUAUACCAAGUCACUAACUCAGUCCGCACAAGACCAAUGUGCACGGAAGACAGACAAACGGCCCACAAAACGCGUCACUAUGAACCCUGUAGCUGAGCAAGUUGGCGAGGAUACUUCCAAGUCACGUAAUGAAAAGGAAGAUACGUUGAGCGCACGCCGCGUUCCACUGCAAGACCCUUCUAGCCGUAACCAUUCCUACUUACACUCGUACGGGGCGGAUUUUACUUCAUCCUUCCAAUCGUUACCGGCUGCGACAACGCCAGGAGGACGACCUCAAGCUUCCCAGACGCAUGCCAGACGCUCUUCUAUCAGCGAUGUCGAUAUGCCACCUCCUUCUGAAAGCUUGCUUCGGACCAUCAUCGACUCAUUGCCCGUGCAGAUAUUUACUGCCGCACCAACCACUGGCGUCAUAACCUGGGUGAACUCCAAGUUCUUGAUAUAUCGAGGUCAGACUUCUGGCCAAGUCCUGCAAAACCCGUGGGAUGCCAUGCACCCAGAGGACCGUGGAUCUUAUCUGGAGGAAUGGAGUCGAUCCUUGAGGACAGGCCAACAGCUCCAGAAGAAAGUUAGGCUCCAACGGUUUGAUCAAUGCUAUCGGUGGUUCUAUGUUCGCGUUGCACCACUCAAGAACAAACGCCAACAGAUAGUUCACUGGAUUGGGACUAACAUGGAUUUCCAUGAGCAACAUCUCGCUGAACAGAACUCGGCCCGUCAACAGGAGACGGCGGCUUCUGAAGCCAAGUAUCGCGCACUGGCGAACUCAAGCCCUCAGAUCGUUUUCGUCGUCUCCGACCGUAGAGGCCUGACCUUUUGCAACUCCCAGUGGAUCUCCUUCUCUGGCCAAAGUGAGGCUAAUGCCCUGGGUAACGGCUUCUUGGAACACGUGCACCCUGACGAUGUCAUCAAGUGCAAGCUUCCGGAGCUAGACGAACAUGGUGUAGCGAACGUACCCACGACGUUACCAUCUGACCACGGGCAACACGACUCCAGUUCUUCUGAUGCUUCAUCAGAGACAGAGAGAACCAUAACUAGUCCUAGUGGCUCGGCACCAGACAGGAUGGAUAUGCCACAGGCCAAGCUCUCGAAACUGGCAAGCACGGGAAUACUAAGGGUCGUCAAGGACGCUCAUGGACGCCCGUCUUACUCUACCGAAGUCCGACUUCGCAAUAAAGAUGGUGAUUACAGGUGGCACCUGGUAAGGGUUCUGUUGGAGAAGUCGCUGGCUGAGAACAACAACGAGGAAACAUGGUAUGGCUCGGCUACAGACAUCAACGACCACAAAUUACUCGAGCAAACUCUGAAGGAGACCAUGGACGCGAAAUCCAAGUUUUUGAGCAACAUGUCCCACGAAAUCCGAACCCCACUGAACGGUAUCUCUGGCAUGGUCAACUUCCUUCUCGAUAGCGUUCUCAACGCCGAGCAACUAGAGCACGUCAACAUCAUCAAGGCUAGUACCGAUAGCUUGCUCAAUCUCAUCAACGAUAUUCUCGACCUGAGCAAGGUCGAAGCGGGUAUGAUCAAGCUUUCGAUGGAAUGGCUUCAUUUACCGUCUUUGCUUGAGGAAGUCAACGACCUGAACAUGGGACUUGCCAUUCAGAAAGGUCUUGAGCUUAAUUAUCUCGUUGAGGAAGGUGUGCCAGCAGAGGUCAAGGGCGACAAGUUCCGCAUUCGGCAGGUGCUUCUCAACGUGGUGGGCAAUGCAAUCAAGUUCACAGAGCGUGGGGAGAUCUUCAUACGCUGCAAGGUUCAGCCACCGGAUCGUUCUCCGCCUUUGAAGGAGAACGAGACGAUGGUUCGAUUCGAAGUCAUUGACACAGGACAGGGCUUUACUGAUGCUGAGGCUAAGUACCUCUUCAAAAGGUUUAGCCAGAUUGAUGCCAGCAGUACUAGACAACAUGGUGGUACAGGCCUUGGCUUGGCCAUUUCCAUGCAAUUUGUCGAACUACAUGGAGGCAGGAUGGACGCUAGAAGCGCGCCAGGCAAAGGCUCAACCUUCUUCUUCACGAUCAAGUUCGGACUCCCCACUGCUGAAGACUAUCCCAAGCCGCUUGUGUCGACGCCAGGAACGCCAGCGUUUGAGACUCCACUCAUUACUCCAUCAGCACCACCACAACCUCCGCAGCCAUCGGCUCUACAGAAGUUUGUUCAAUCACAGACGCCUGGGUACACGCAACUCAAACGCGUAUCGAGCCUGUCAUCUGAAAAGAGCGAGCCUGUCAAAUCUCCGAUUCACAGUUCGUCGGCCUCUGAGCGCUCACGUGACUCGCCUUCGCUGUCCUCUGGAAGCUCUGACCAUUCACUAACUAGUGCUGCACUCACUGGACAAUCAAGUGUGCGAUCAGAAAGAUCAUCAGCGUCAUCAUAUAUGCAACAGGUCAAAGCCUCCCCGGACGCCAAUAUCAACCUGGAACUGCCUCCCAAGCGACCGGAUAGCGAAAGGCAACAUCCCUCCGGCUACUCUACAGGGUCUACUGAAUCGGAACAGACGGCCCGCCAAUCUUCACCGCACCGCAGUCUUUCACCACUCGGUAGUGCCCUGCAGCCUCCGAUGUACUCUAUUCUUGUGGUAACCGGGCAGUCAAGCAACAUUGAAGCGCAAAGAAUGAUGGGUGGUGAUAACCCGGUAUUGUUCACUCACGUUGUUCUGGUGCUGCAUGAUACGGCCGAAGUACAUGCGAUUAUGGAUCAGAUUUUCAGCUCUACUUCAUAUGGCAAUACAUCCGUAGUCGUUGUAUCAGAUCCAUCGCAGAAGAAAGAACUCAUGAGGGAUGCUCCGCACUACGACUAUGAUCAGCUCCACAUCGAUCGUCGUCUGCAAUUUAUCUACCGACCACUGAAGCCGUCCAAAUUCGCCAUCAUAUUCGACCCCCAGAAGGAGCGUGAGUCCAGUACAGAUCGCAACCAGGAUAGUGCGCAGCAAGUUGUGGUCAGCCAAAAGCUUGUAUUUGAGGAGCUCAAGCGUCGGGUCGGUGGCAAGAACCACAAAGUUCUCCUCGUCGAAGACAAUAAGAUCAACCAAACUGUGAUCCUAAAGUUCCUUGCUAGGAUCGACAUCGAAACAGAGACUGUACUCGAUGGUGUUCAAGCUACUGAAACCAUCUUCUCCAAACCGCCGGGCUACUAUUCAAUCGUACUUUGCGAUUUGCAUAUGCCCAACAAAGAUGGGUAUCAAGCCUGCAAAGAGAUCCGGCGAUGGGAAAAGAAGCAUGGGUACCGUCGCCACCCGAUCAUCGCGCUCUCUGCCAACGUCCUCGGGGACGUGUACGCAAAGUGUGUGGAAGCGGGCUUCAACUCUUAUGUCACUAAGCCGGUGGAGUUCAAGGAACUCUCUCUUGCCAUGACCAAAUUCCUGGACCCGGAUGAUCCAUCGAAGCAGCCUGCUCUCAUGAAGAAGAAGUGA